Molecule: messenger RNA, 3383 nt
Organism: Ornithorhynchus anatinus (platypus)
Lineage: Eukaryota; Metazoa; Chordata; Mammalia; Monotremata; Ornithorhynchidae
Gene: SLC12A3
Product: solute carrier family 12 member 3
Exons: 26
Coding region: 86-3277 (1063 amino acids)
Biological process (GO): potassium ion homeostasis; chloride transmembrane transport; potassium ion import across plasma membrane
Cellular component (GO): membrane
Molecular function (GO): sodium:potassium:chloride symporter activity
Source: RefSeq, a predicted model, not a curated record
CCAGGGUCCCGUCUCCCGGCCCCGGCCCCCGCCAGAGCCGACCGGGGAGCGAGCCGGCGGAGAAGCCAGCCGAGGGAGGCCGGAGAUGGCGGAGCUGCCGGUCUCCGAGAUGCCGGGGGACCCGGCCCACUGCAGCGGGCGCUUCACCAUCAGCACCCUGCUGGGCAGCGAGGACUGCGCCAAAGGGCACUCCGCCCACCAGGCCGAGCCGCCCUCCGCCGUCUCCGACGCCUGCCACCCCAGCCACCUCACCCACAGCAACACCUUCUACAUGAGGACCUUCGGCUACAACACCAUCGACGUCGUGCCCGCCUACGAGCACUACGCCAACAGCCAGCUCCCCGGGGAGGUCAAGAAGGGCAGACCCACCCUGGCCGACCUCCAUUCUUUCCUGAAGCAGGAAGGCAGCCACCUGCACUCUCUGGUGUUUGAGGGCCGCCCCAGUCCCGAUCUGGCCGACGGGCUGGUGGAGGAGGAGGAGGACGGCGGCGGAGGCGGCGAGGCCGGGGAGAAGCCGCCAGCGGAGCCUGUGCGCUUUGGAUGGGUGAAGGGGGUGAUGGUACGCUGCAUGCUCAACAUCUGGGGCGUGAUCCUCUACCUGCGCCUUCCCUGGAUCACCGCCCAGGCCGGCAUUGCCCUGACGUGGGUGAUCGUGCUGCUGUCGGUGACAGUGACCACCAUCACGGGACUGUCCAUCUCGGCCAUCUCCACCAACGGCAAAGUCAAGUCAGGUGGCACCUACUUCCUCAUCUCAAGGAGCCUGGGGCCGGAGCUGGGCGGCUCCAUCGGGCUCAUCUUCGCCUUUGCCAACGCGGUGGCCGUGGCCAUGCACACGGUGGGCUUCGCCGAGACGGUGCGGGACCUGCUGCAGGAAUACGGUUCGCCCAUCGUGGACCCGACUAAUGACAUCCGCAUCAUCGGGGUGGUCACGGUCACGGUGCUGCUGGCCAUCUCCCUAGCCGGCAUGGAGUGGGAGUCCAAGGCCCAGGUGCUGUUCUUCCUGGUCAUCAUGGUUUCCUUCGCCAACUACUUUGUGGGGACGCUGAUUCCGCCCUCGGAGGAGAAGGCCGCCAAGGGUUUCUUCAGCUACCGAGCGGAUAUCUUUGCCCAGAACUUUGUGCCCAACUGGCGAGGCGCUGAGGGCAGUUUCUUUGGGAUGUUCUCCAUCUUCUUCCCGUCGGCCACGGGCAUCUUGGCCGGUGCCAACAUCUCGGGUGAUCUGAAGGAUCCUGCCGUGGCCAUUCCCAAGGGCACGCUGAUGGCCAUAUUCUGGACCACCGUCUCCUACCUGGCCAUCUCCGCCACCAUCGGCUCCUGCGUGGUCCGAGAUGCCUCCGGGGGGCUGAAUGACACCGUGCCCCCGGGGUCCCCUGACUGCGAGGGGCUGGCCUGUGGCUAUGGCUGGAACUUCACCCAGUGCAUGCAGGGGCAGAACUGCCACUACGGGCUCAGCAAUUAUUACCAGACCAUGAGCAUGGUGUCUGGCUUCGCCCCCCUCAUCACGGCAGGCAUCUUCGGAGCCACCCUCUCUUCCGCCCUGGCCUGCUUGGUUUCAGCCGCCAAGGUCUUCCAGUGCCUGUGCGAGGACCAGCUCUACCCGCUGAUCGGCUUCUUCGGGAAGGGCUACGGCAAGAACAACGAGCCCAUCCGGGGCUACCUGCUGGCCUACGCCAUUGCCGUCGGCUUCAUCCUGAUUGCUGAACUGAAUACCAUCGCGCCCAUCAUCUCCAACUUCUUCCUGUGCUCCUACGCACUCAUCAACUUCAGCUGCUUCCACGCCUCCAUCACCAAUUCUCCCGGGUGGAGACCGUCGUUCAGAUACUACAGCAAGUGGGCGGCUCUGUUUGGGGCGGUCAUCUCUGUGGUCAUCAUGUUCCUCCUCACCUGGUGGGCAGCUCUCAUCGCCAUCGCCAUCGUCAUCUUUCUGCUGGGCUACGUUCUCUACAAGAAGCCAGAAGUGAACUGGGGCUCCUCGGUGCAGGCAGGGUCUUACAAUAUGGCCCUCAACUAUUCCGUGGGACUCAACGAAGUGGAGGAGCACAUUAAGAACUACAGACCCCAGUGCCUGGUCCUGACUGGGCCACCCAACUUCCGGCCGGCCCUGGUGGACUUUGUGGGAACGUUCACCAGGAAUCUAAGUCUGAUGAUCUGCGGGAAUGUGCUCAUCGGGCCCCGGAAACAGAAGAUGCCGGAACUCCGACUGUCCUCCAAUGGGCACACAAAGUGGUUGAAUAAGAGGAGGAUCAAGUCCUUCUACACAGAUGUGAUAGCUGAGGAUUUUCGGAGUGGAGUCCAGAUUCUAAUGCAGGCCUCAGGUCUUGGGAGGAUGAAGCCAAAUAUCCUGGUGAUUGGCUACAAAAGGAACUGGCAGUCUGCCCACCCAGGGGCCCUGGAGGAUUACAUCGGGAUCCUGCAUGAUGCUUUCGAUUUCAAGUACGGGGUCUGCGUAAUGAGGAUGAGAGACGGGCUCAACGUGUCCAAGGUGAUGCAGGCCCAUAUUAACCCUGUGUUCGAUCCAGAGCACGGGAAAGAGGCCAGAACGAACGGGGUCCUGCCGGCCGUCAGUAACACAAGUCAGUUUCCCGCUGAGGUCCAGCUUCACCGAGACCUCCCUUUGGUGGGGAGACACAUGGACUCAGGUGCCAUGGAUGCUGAACAGCAGGCAAGCACCAUCUUCCAGUCUGAACAAGGCAAGAAGACUAUUGAUAUCUACUGGCUCUUUGAUGACGGAGGCCUCACCCUCCUGAUUCCAUACCUCCUCGGUCGCAAGAAGAGGUGGAGCAAGUGCAAGAUCCGAGUGUUUGUCGGAGGGCAGAUCAACAGGAUGGAUGAGGAGAGAAAGGCGAUCAUCUCUCUGUUGAGCAAGUUCCGAUUAGGAUUCCACGAAGUCCACGUUCUGCCAGACAUCAACCAGAUGCCCCGCCCCGAACACACCAAAAGGUUUGAGGAUCUAAUCGCCCCCUUCAGACUGAACGACGGCUUCAAGGACGAGGCCACCGUCAACGAGAUGCGGCACGACUGCCCGUGGAAGAUUUCCGACGAGGAGAUUACCAAGCACAAAAUCAAGUCCCUUCGACAGGUGAGGCUGAAUGAGAUUUUGCUGGAUUACUCUCGUGAUGCGGCGCUCAUUGUCAUAACCUUGCCUGUGGGAAGGAAGGGGAAAUGCCCAAGUUCCCUGUACAUGGCCUGGCUGGAGACCUUGUCCCAAGAUCUGAGACCGCCUGUUAUCCUGACCAGAGGAAACCAAGAAAAUGUCCUGACUUUUUAUUGCCAGUAAAACCGCACCUUAUCCCAGUCUCCAGAUGGAGGCUUAACAAAACAUCCCUUCCUCGUGUUCCAUUGUUUGUGUUGAUGUUCAAGAGAAGCCACAAGCAAGCCGGUUU